Messenger RNA from Lactuca sativa (garden lettuce), 1111 nucleotides. RefSeq names its product protein trichome birefringence-like 41. Lineage: Eukaryota; Viridiplantae; Streptophyta; Magnoliopsida; Asterales; Asteraceae. The record is from RefSeq and is a predicted model, not a curated record. Gene Ontology annotation, molecular function: O-acetyltransferase activity. Gene Ontology annotation, cellular component: Golgi apparatus.
AUGGGUUUUAAGUUUCAUCAAAGUUCUUGUUUUUCUCUUCUUCUUCUCGUUAAUAUUCUUCUUGUAUGUGUUGAUGGAGAAGUUAACAAGAGUAGUUGUGAUGUAUUUAAAGGGAGUUGGGUCAUCGAACAAUCAUAUCCGCUCUACAAUGCAUCUUUCUGCCCUUUUGUUGGUAAAGAGUUCGACUGUGUAAAAAAUGGACGCCCUGAUCAACUUUAUCUGAAGUAUCGAUGGCAACCCCAUGAUUGCUCCUUAUCAAGAUUUGAUGGUAAAAUCUUUUUGGAGAAAAUGAAGGGAAAAACGAUAAUGUUUGUGGGAGACUCGUUGAGCAAAAACCAUUGGUUGUCCUUAUUAUGUAUGCUUCAUUCAUCAGUACCUUCUGCACGUUAUUCCGUAAAGUUAUCCAUGGUCGAUGAGAUGACCACUUACACCUUUAUGGAUUAUGAUGUGAAAGUGAUGUAUCAUCAUAGCUUAUACUUGGUAGAUAUCGUUGAAGAAAAAAUUGGAAGAGUGUUGAAAUUGGAUUCAAUUACAAGUGGCAAGCUCUGGUUGGAUGUGGAUUAUCUUGUCUUCAACACAUGGCAUUGGUGGACCCGUAGAGGUCCCACCCAACCAUUUGAUUUUAUACAAGACGGGAAUAACAUAACUAAAGAUAUGGAUCGUGUUGUUGCUUUUGGGAAGGCUAUUGAUACAUGGGGUCGAUGGGUCGAUAACAACAUUGAUCCGGUUAAAUCGAAGGUUUUCUUUCAAGGGAUUUCACCUACUCAUUACAAUGGGGCAAGCUGGGGAGAACCAAAAGCUCAAGCCUGUUUGGGACAAAAAGAACCGGUUCCUGGCGAAAAGUACCCUGGAGCACUUCCAAUGGCAUUGGAGGUUCUUGAAACGGAGCUUAAAACAAUCAAGAAACCGGUGACAUUGUUGGACAUAACAAAUCUAUCGUUGCUGCGAAAAGAUGGGCACCCGUCAAAAUAUGGGCUUCCCCACAAAACCGGGAUGGACUGCAGCCAUUGGUGUCUCGCUGGAGUUCCUGAUACUUGGAAUGUUUUGCUCUACAACUUUAUGUUCUAGAAAGUAGCUAUAGAUUUGAUUAUGAUUUUUUAUAUAUAACAUA